This is a messenger RNA of Penaeus vannamei (Pacific white shrimp), 988 nucleotides long. RefSeq lists its product as uncharacterized. The record is from RefSeq and is a predicted model, not a curated record. NCBI's taxonomy places the organism in Eukaryota, Metazoa, Arthropoda, Malacostraca, Decapoda, Penaeidae.
CUACCCUUUCCCGGUCUGAGCAUCAGUUACCGCAUAGCCUUCGCAGCUCCAGCAAGUUAUCCUUCAGUGCCACACGCUACGAAGACACCGCCACUAUGAAGAUGUUAAUGGCUGUUCUCAUCUUUGGCUGCAUGGCCUCCUCAAGGGCCAUCUUCUUCGACCUCUUCAAGAAGGAGACGUGGCAGCCUGAGCCCUGGGCCCAGCAGCCUGCUGAUCCUUGGGUCCAACAGCCUGCUGAUCCUUGGGUGCAGCAGCCUGCUGACCCUUGGGUGCAGCAGCCUGCUGAUCCUUGGGUGCAGCAGCCUCCCGUUCAGCAACCAGUGAAAGAAAUCCCCAUCUUCAAACCCUACCUGGAAUUCAAGCCCAUCUCCAUCCCAUUCCCAAAGCUGGAGCCCGUGCCUGUGGUCAAGCCUUUCCCUAUUCUCAAGCCAGAGUUCGUAGAAGCUCAAGUUCCCGUCUAUAAGCCUCAGGUCCCCCUCCCUAACAAGUACUUCAACUUCAAUGCUAACGUUGGCCUCCACAAGCAGCCACAGCAGCAGCAGCAAGUCCAGUACCACCAGGUUCAGCAGCAGCAACACCUCCCCACUGCAUACCAAGCACCCGAUUCUCACCAUCACUAAGGAAGAGCUCCGAUGCCGUCCCUCCUGAGCACGCGUCGUGGAGACUUGACCACGUCAUAUCAGCUUCAGAUACGUUUUGAUUCUCUCAAGAGUGAUGCCAGAGGAUGAUGAAAUCAGUGUGGUGUGUGAAAGAGAAUGAUAUCAGCCGUUGCAAAAGGCUGUAUUUUUUCAUUACCACACUAUUGUUUAUUUCUUUCGCAUGGCGUCAGAUUAUGUUUAAAACGCUACAUCUGUUCGGUUACAAAUACUGUUCCAUUGUUACUUUGUUGAUUUUAUGUGUGCAAAAACAGUUACUGACUUAUUUAUUUGUAUUUAUACAACGUUAACUGUAUAUUCAGCAGUUUCUUCAUUAAAAUAUUUUACAAGUA